CGAGGUAUGCUGUGCUACGCGGAUUCCGCGGCAUCUAGGUAAUUCGAAGAGAAAUGGAUUGCGUAAACUUGGGGGCUUAGAAAAAGAGGUAUUAAGGAUUGCGCAGACAACGUUACGGUCCUUUUUAGCCAAGGCGUUAAAAGAAGCGUGACGUGAACAAAGAGAUAGCCAGCCAAUCGGUGGGUUUGGGAGUUUGGGUGCUAGUUUGAGUGAGCGCGUUUUGUAGAUGAGACAGCCACUCAGCCUCACGUACGGAAUAGAUGAAGGGCGAAAGGGGGGGUGUGAGUGUGAAGAAGAUUCGUGAAUCAAGGCAGUGGUAACAUCUUCACAAGCCUGGAUAUCAUAUCAUGAUAUGCCUCAUUGUAACAUAGUAUGGCAACAAGCAAAAGACGGAAAGGCGAUAUCAAGCACCCAUCAGCCACAUCGUCGCCAAGGCCCAUUAAGUGAGAACAAGGGUGAACAAAAAAAGACAAUUGCAAGGAUUCAUAUAGCUCAAGUUAUUUUCCCUAGGGGUCUGUUUUCCCGCGCUCCUUGCCCUGCGCAUUCCUCCGAAAAAGAACAUGACACAGCCAUCCAAACAGAAACUUGUCCGCCGCCGCCGCCCUUCCUCCCUAGAAAAUUUCCCUUUGCGCGCGCCCUGAGCGUAGCAACAAUCUUAAAAAAAAAAUACAGAACCAAGAAAAAAAGAAAAAGCGAGUCAAAUGGAGGGUGGGGAAAUAAGAAAAAAAAUAACCAGGAGUGGUAUAUCAAAGGAGAUAUACCGCAAAAAAGAAACGACUAUAAAGCAGCCGACCGGAACGCCUUCGUUCACCCUUUGUUGUGUGCCACCGUAAAACCCCCAAAUUUCCAUCAAAAACCAUCCUUGUGAUUUGUAACAGCCCGCAUCCGUGAGCCGUAGACUUUGUUUCCCCCGAUUGUUGCCGCCAUCAUGGGCUGUUUUAUCAAAAACAGAACCAAGCCAGGCCGUGAUAGGCGCUGGUAAUACCCAUA
Messenger RNA from Trichoderma harzianum CBS 226.95, 990 nucleotides. RefSeq lists its product as hypothetical. The record is from RefSeq and is a predicted model, not a curated record. The coding region runs from base 353 to 868 and encodes 171 amino acids. The transcript has a single exon. NCBI's taxonomy places the organism in Eukaryota, Fungi, Ascomycota, Sordariomycetes, Hypocreales, Hypocreaceae.